This is a messenger RNA of Pseudocercospora fijiensis CIRAD86, 1225 nucleotides long. RefSeq lists its product as uncharacterized. The annotation marks the transcript as partial. The record is from RefSeq and is a predicted model, not a curated record. NCBI's taxonomy places the organism in Eukaryota, Fungi, Ascomycota, Dothideomycetes, Mycosphaerellales, Mycosphaerellaceae. The transcript has 2 exons.
CGCCCUCUCCCACCUCCCUCCGCCCUCCGCCCUCCGCCCACCGCCGUGCACCGCUCCGACACGCUGUCCUGCUCCUCUGCCGCAGUCCGCAUCUGCCAAUUUCGCCGUCGACAAAGCCGGAACUCGCCUGCAUCAAAUCCUGACCCGCUGCCGCCGGCUCCUCGACUCACCCCUUUCCUCGCCCUCGCCCUUGCGCUUCCACACCGAACACACCACAUUCGCUUCCACACGCUGCCUCAACCCGACUUUCCGACUUACGGCCUUCUAAUAUCCACGCCCAUUCUUUCCGCUGUCUGCCCGCCAUUCGAGAUCUCCGAGUGUCAUUUGCCCGUGGGAGGAGUGAAAGACGCGCUUGCUGCUCGGCCGUUGUCCGGAAACGCCAAGCCGAAACGAAGCUCCUCCUCAGCCGCAGCACAACACAGCACCUCAAAGCAACACACAGCGCAGCACCUUGACGCUGACCCGAGCUCAGUGGUCUGGCACCAUUUCUGUGGCUUUUGCAUAUACGUGCUCAAAGAACGCCUUCUUUGUCUGCGAAAUAGCCGCGCCACGUGCGCUCCUUUGACCGUCGCCGGCACCUUGGGCACGCCCAAAUUACCGCCCAUCGCCCAUCGCCCAUCGCCCACGCCAAAUACCUCGACUGCUGGCACGUCUGCUGCGCUUUCCGACUUCCCCCACUCGCUGUACCAACUACCGACACUCCUUUUCCAAGACAGCAGAAACGACCGCGGGUAGGAUGUUCUGAAAAGUCACCCUGUUUGCCUACAAGUCUUUCAUCCCGUUUUGAUCGACUUCAGCAAGCUUUCCAUUCUGUGACAAUCGUCACGUACACUCGUUUGAACCCCACUCUUCGACGGCUGACUGCUCAUUCCACACCUGAUCUUCCACUUUUUCCACUUUCACCCCCAAGAUAUUAAUAUGAAGACCACAUCAACCCAGGCAUGGUUUGCCGCACUCGCGGUCAUGUCCAUGCGAGGACCUGUCACGAAAGCGGACGCUGCGCCCGCUCCCCACCCCCAGGAACCAGAACGGCCCAAAUACUACUUCCCGAGGCAUAUCAAGAGACAGUACCCGAAUUCGACGGAAAUCGCCGAGACUUCUUCGACGUAUGCUCCGCCACCAUCGCAUUCGUCGUCAUCCAGCUCGAGUAGCCAGGACUCAAGCGGUGCCUUCAAUCCUUUUGCUCACUCGUCCAGUACAUCAUCCCACUUCAAUCCCAGUGCAU